AUGCCUUCUGGGGAUGCUCCUUCCCCACAACAUAAGUCGUCUUCAUCAGCUUUUGCAGAUGUCUUCAAGACAUUAGCAAGUGGCCGUCCAAAAUCGCAAUCGCCCCUACCGGAUGGAAACAGCAUUGGUGAAGCCUUGCCACUGGAGAUGGAAGGCCGGAGGGGUAGUCGAGUCACAUUCGGUUUCGAGUCGUUGCAUCGCGGGGGUGGUUUGCCAGCAACCGUUCCAGACGCUCAAGAACCCCCAAAUUACGAGACAUUGCAAAAAGGGAUUUCGCAUGAAUAUCCAAUUGCCAGCGCUCUUGAGGUAGCAGAAACUGCUGCUCGUUCCUUACACUACUUCAAUGCGGAACAGGCCUUAUCUCUUUGGGAAGCGGGCAGCUAUCUUAUCGACUGCUCUAGCUCGGCAGACGCUCGAAAAGCUGGCUCUAACCUUCUAGAAGCCAUUUGUCGUCGACAAGAUCUUACUUUGCCUGCCCGUCAAAUUCUCUUCCAUUGCGUUUCUCAAUCCUUCCCGCCAGACGUCAUCCCGGCUCAAGUAAACGCUUUGAUCUCAUUGUCGGACCAUGGGAGGAAGUUGGAUUUUACGGAUAAACCGGUCUUGCCCACCAUUGCUUCUUGGAUAGUUCCACUAUAUAAUGCAGUUGCCUCAGCACGUUCGAGAUUGAAGAAGUCAAAAACUGCCCGCCAAAACGGUGUAGGAUUAAGUGAGGCCAUUUUGGGAGAUCUAUUUCAAUUGGUCGUUGAUAUUAUUACUCUGCAGCGCCACCCUCCAAAUAAAGAGGAGCUCGAGCUACUCCUAGACCAAAUUUUUAUUAUUUGCAAGCAAACAACUGCAGCACAUGAUAUAAAAAACUCACUUUCUGUUUUUGACGCGAUAAUCCACACAUCGGACAUUCCCGACUCAAGUUUCAACGGCCUGUUGGAGGUGCUGUGCAGCAUUCAUGCAUCCGUUAAGUCUUUGGCUGGCCCUACAUCACGAGCAGCCCGUAAUUUGGCGAAAUCACGAAAGCAAUCAGAGAUGGUUUCCUUGUUGCAUACUUUCCUUCUAGAAACAUCGGAACGUCAAGAUCGAAAUCUCAAUGUGACUCGUGGUGCAGUGGAUAUAUUUAGAGAUUUGCUUGCGGCCUAUGACCAAGGUGGAAUGCCAACCAUAUCCUUUGACAUGCUUAUCGAGUCUCUCCUGAGCGCCGCUAAAAGACACGACGGACGUAUUAAUACCGAUAUUUUGGACGUAUGCUUGAGUAUGAUACAGGGAGAAUAUACCUCGACGACUUUGCAACAUCCUUGGUCUGAUUUCAUCCGCCUAAUCCUCACAUGUUCUCAGAUGGUCUUAGAUGCUCCUGUGCUACCCAAUAGUCCUGACCCAGCUAUGCGACAAAAUUCACCCCAAAAGAUCAAUGCGGUUGAUGAUUUGCAGUUAAAUAUAUCUGCAAAUAUCUGUCGUAUCCUCACCACUAUCGAGUCUCUUUGGCCAAAAUUGGAUGUGCAACAGCGAUUAGAUUCAAGCAAUCUCUUCGCUACGGCGCAUUCCCACUUAAACCCAUCUCAAGCCCGCCUUUACUUCGACUUUUGCAAAUCUGAACGACUUGGUUGCCCUGAACAUCCCGAGUGGACUCGUUUCUGCCGAGAGCUUGUUGACAAUUUCAUUUUACCACAGGAUAAAAAAGUGGAUGUCCGCAUGCAGGCGCUUAGCACAUUUGAAAAUGCUUACACAUCCGAUAAUGCCGCCCACUUAUUUCACAAAGAAGGGUUUUUACAGUCCCUCUUUGCUAAAUUUACGGAAGAACGUUCAUAUCAUUUCCUCGAUGCAUUAGUGUCAUUUUUAGUAAAGACAUCGGACAACUACAAUAAGGAUACUUUUGCGAUUUUAGUGGAAACUCUUGGCUCACCCAUGACAAAAGAUGAGGACAUCAUCGAGCAAAUAUCACCAAUAUCAUCUCCAGCGCCUUCUCAUUCCAUAUCAAGACCUGUUUCGUCCACAAAUGGGUCAGAAACGUCACUGUCCAAUGUUGCGAUUACGGGCUUGGUCAGAAUAUUCCUCAAAUCGUUGAAGGACGCACCAGUAAAUGCUGGAAUUAUAUAUGAGAAGCUGGUGGGCAUCGCCCAAUCACGAAAGAGGCCGACUGACUCCCGGCUAACUGCUCUCAAAUUGCUUUUCCGGCUACGUUGCGACUCAGCCGGCUCUAUAUAUGUGACUUCUGCUACUGAGAAUGAAUUUUUGAUUGCUGUGUUAUGUCGGACAACGGACCUUUCGUCCAGGGCAAGUGUCAGUGAAGAGUCUCCCUCAGAGCGUACGACGAAGCCAGAGGAGAAUCCACCUUUAAAUCAGAGUGGUAGAUUUUCUCUGAAAGAUACAGGAUCCGGAUCACUUUCCACCUCCAGUGUACGGAUAACCACCCAAAUUCGCUCGUUAAAAUUGACUCCACCCGUUUGGACUUAUACAGAGCCAAAGGGCCUGCCUGAAGAUCCCCUACCGUUCGCCAGCACCCACACCGUUGCCUAUUUGAAUAAGACACCUGAGCGGCCGGGUGAGGCACGAAAAAUUCCUCUUAAGAUAAAUUUAUGGUUGGAAACGAUCAUAUCACUAUUACAACAGGAGAAAGACUGGGAUAUUUAUAGCUACCUGCUUGCACAUCUAGGACCCCAACUAAUGAAUAGGGACCUUUUCCAGAGUUCAAUCCCUCAAAUAAAGCUCCUUCGCAGCGUCCUCUGUUCUUGGGAAGGAACCUCACGUCGUUGUAUACAUGCUUUGUCUGUUUGCUGCCAUGAGAUCCCCCUUUCAGUUACCAAGGCUCUAAACCCCAUACUCGAUAAGAUGUCAAAAAUAAUCACUCGAUCCAAUAUUGCUGUUCACAUUCUUGAGUUUCUGGCGUCGCUAGCUCGAUUGCCUGACGUUUACGUCAAUCUACGGGACCAAGAAAUUCGACCCUUAUUCGGGAUUUGUGUCCGAUUUAUUCAAACCUCGAGGGAGAGAUAUAGAUCCGGCGAUUCUUUGAACCUUAGGUCGAGUUCGUUACCAUCGCGGCUAAGUGGAGGGCUGAAAGAAUUAGCUUCAACCCAGUCUGCAGAAUUUGUAGAUUCCACAAAUGCUGAUGACCUCUCGAGAUACGUUUACAUUUUAACAUACCAUGUCAUGGUAUUCUGGUUUCUUUCUCUCAAGCUCCAAGAUAGAGUGAAUCACGUGAAUUGGAUUUCCAAGCGGCUUAUCUUCACGGACGAACACGGGAAUGACGUCGUUGAUGAGCAAAGCCAGGUCUUAAUCGAUUUUAUGCAGCGGGUAACCUUCUCAGACUUGGGAGAUACAAUCCCAUUUGAGAAAUUCCCACCUUCUGACUCAGACGGACCUGUUAUCAAAAAAUCUUGGGUUGUUGGAAUGAGCAUUGUUACAAUUGAAACCGCAGGUGUGAGUGGAUUAACUCAAAUUACGAAGCGACAAGCGUCAGGAACAACAUACGCUAUUUAUCAACAACGAACUGCGCCGGUUCUUCCGCACCAAAUACCAACUCACCCUGGAUCGCAUUCACUCAGCGACGACCGGUUUUCGCGGACGGCGAUCUUCCCGAGUCAUGUCCUCCUUCAGAUGACAACUACUGCCAUGCCAAUUCCAACUAGUAUGCAGCCUAUACCACUACCAGAGGAUGACUUCACUCGCCGGGCAAUUAGUUCAUUCGACAGGAAUGAUAUUGUAGACGGACACAAAAUUGGUGUUAUCUACAUCAGCGAUGGUCAAACCAAAGAGGCUGAAAUUCUUGCAAACGUUGGGGGAAGUCCGGACUAUGAUUAUUUCCUCUCAAACCUUGGAACAAAGGUCGCCAUAAAGGAUGCUAAAUUCAACACCCAAGGAUUACACAGCGACACGGAUGGCGAAUAUACAUAUGCAUGGCGCGAUCGAGUGACAGAAAUUAUUUAUCAUGUUGCGACAAUGAUGCCCACAAAUCUCGAGGCUGACCCUCAGUGCGUAAAUAAGAAAAGACACAUCGGCAACAGUUUUGUGAACAUCAUCUUCAACCGCUCCAAUCUUUCCUUCAACUUUGAUACCAUCCCAUCCCAAUUCAAUUUCGUCAAUAUCGUAAUCAGCCCCGCUUCCCGAAUCAGCCCUACUCACAAACCUGACUCUGAGCAAAUAUCCCCCGAUACCCCUGAUUUCAGCAGAGCCUUCUACGUCGUCAAGGUUAUGACAAAGUCGGAUUUCCCAGAUCUGUCCCCUUCCGCAAUACCCAAAGUUAUCUCCGGCAAGAAUCUAGCUGCCUUCGUCCGCAUCAUCGCACUCAACGCUUCUUUCUACUCGCUAGUUUCAAGCCGUGAUUCAGGCGAGCACCUCUCGUCUUGGCAUAACCGCCUCCGGGAGAUUAGGCGGCUACGGGAUCGUGCGUAUGCAUCUGCGGCAGCAUUGACACCUGGUGGUGUGGAGGGCACUACCGAUGGUCCAAGUGAAAGCGCCUCGUAUGCGUCACACCGGCGGAAUACGAAACCUAUAAUUCAGCCUGAAGAGAUGACCACCCAUGUUGCUGGAAGGCCUAGCACUUCCUCGGAAUGGGCACCUCAACCAGAUACCAGCGUAUUCUCAAAGGUGGACUUUUCGCGAUGGAGUCGAUGA
This is a messenger RNA of Histoplasma capsulatum G186AR, 4599 nucleotides long. Its product is annotated as tuberin. Gene Ontology annotation, molecular function: GTPase activator activity. The coding region runs from base 1 to 4599 and encodes 1532 amino acids. The transcript has 2 exons. The record is from RefSeq and is a predicted model, not a curated record. Lineage: Eukaryota; Fungi; Ascomycota; Eurotiomycetes; Onygenales; Ajellomycetaceae. Gene Ontology annotation, cellular component: TSC1-TSC2 complex; cytoplasm; nucleus. Gene Ontology annotation, biological process: positive regulation of GTPase activity; regulation of small GTPase mediated signal transduction; negative regulation of TOR signaling.